GAUUUCUUUGGGAAAUUGAGGAAAUACCAUCUAUGGAAGAUUGGAAAUUAAAGUUUGAACAAAACCCGUUUUUGUUUUCUAUGAAAUAUUAUUAAUUUUGAAUGGAUUCGGUUUCAUGGGUUCCUCAAAAUCAGAGCAGGUUCCUUUUUUUCUCCCCCACUGCAACCGAUUCCUUUUGGAGGGACCCUUUUCUCUGGCUGAGAGCUAUUUCUCCCCCUUUGUUUUUAACUUACAUUCUGUGUGUAACCAACGCGGAGAUGAAUAAGAAAAGCCUACCGAACGGGGAAGAAAUAGUAGUACACAGUUGCUUGCACGAUCUCCAAAGCGAUUCGAAACCGACUUUUUUGUUCUUCAUUAAACAAUUAAAGGAAUUCCCAAGACACGCUCGACUCUAAAAGACUGGACCCUUUUUUUUUUUUUUUUUUAAUUCUUUCCUCCCAUUGCUUCCAUUUUCAGCGCCGUAUUCAAUUCAUUCAUUCGUUUCUUCCUCUUGGGUUUCCCUUUUCUAUGCUUCCUGGUGAUUUCAAGACAAGGGUUUUCGUUUUUCUUGCCUAAUAACGAAGGCCCAUUUCAUUCGAUUCUAAGUUGUGCCUCUCUGACGCGGUUUUUUUUUAUUCGGUGCUGUGUGAAAUUCUGAUGGCUGAGAAGGGUGAUGUGCCGGUGACUCUUGAAACGAUUGGUACUCCUGGUACUUAUCCGAGAAGAAGCUCUAUGGGAUGUACAAGUUAUUCAAAUAGUGUAGAAAAGCUUGUGCCUAAUUAUCUAAGAGCAUCUACUGGUUCCUGUCAUGAUUUUUGCAAAUAUGGAAGAAAUCACGGUUUCGAAACUAAGUCAAGACUACCAUUGCGCAAAAUUUUGGGGAGAAAAUCACUCGGCGGUGGAAUUUCUGUCGAUGGUAUUGUACUUCCUGAGAGAAAGAACACAACUUCAACUUGGGCCAGUGCUGAUUUUUCAUCAACCUCCAGAUUAUCUGAAACCAAGUCAAGACUACCACUGCCCAAAAAUGUGGCCAGAAAAUCACUUGAUGGUGGAAAAUCGGUAGAUAGUGUGAUACUUCCUGAAAGAAAGAAAACAACUUCGACUUGGUCAUCGACUUCCAGGUUAUCUGAAACCAAGUCAAGGCAAUCAAUGACCAAAAAUGGGGCAAGAAAAUCACUUGAGGGUGGAAGUUCAGUAGAUUGUGUGGUAUUUUCUGAGAGAAAGAACACAACUUCAACAACACGGGCCAAGUCUGAGCUUUCAUCCACUUCCAGAUUACAUGAAGUUGAUUCAACUACCUUCUCGAAGCCUAAAUUGCCAGUAGAAUCUCCUAUCUUCCCAACUCCAGUGCAGAGAGAAAUUCCAAAUAAAAGGAAGAAGAAAUUGCUGUCUAGUCCGAAGCAGAGAGAAGUUCUCAAUGAGAGGAAGAAGAAAUUGCUGCCCAGUCCGAAGCAGAGAGAAGUUCUCAAUGAGAGGAAGAAGAAAUUGUUGGUUGAGCCGAGAACUUUGCCUACUUCAAGGUCAAGUACGAAAAAUUCCCUAAAGAACUUGAAGCCUGAAGCGUUCACAGCUACUAGAAGGCAAGAAGAUUCUGUGGUUCAAGUUUUUGCAAAAGCCAAAGGUAGAGAGUUACCUGAAAAGUCUGAUAAAAUUUUGAAACCAAAGUCUAUCAAGGUAAAGCCAUUGAGAUCUGCAGGGUCUUUGGACAACUCAAGAAAGAAAAGUUAUUCGAAAAUGGGCAAAUGUUUGGAGACAUCAAAAGGAGCUGCAAAGAAAGUGGUGGCAGCGUCAACAGGUUCAUAUUCCUCGAACUCUAUCCAUGGAGCUGCAAACUUAACCGCAAGAAAGCAUGUUGGUAACUUGAAAGGUGUCCCACUUAAAAAUCGUAACAUGAUCAAAAAAUCUGAACGUGGACAAGUCCAAAGUGAAGAGGUCCAAGAGAAAACCUUCCAGAGUGAAGAGGUCCAAGAGGAAACCUUCCAGAGUGAAGAGGUCCAAGAGAAAACCUUACAGAGUAAAGAGAUCCAAGAGAAAACCUUGUAUGUCAUUAAGAUAGAAAAUGAGAAAAUACCCCAGCAACCUGAUCAAGAUGAAACUAAUGACAACAUGGAAGCAGUGUCAUCAUUGCCACCUGAAUCGCUCUCACCACCAAUAUCCCCAGCUCUUUUGCCAAAUGUAGAAGAUCAAGAUGUAUCUGAAUACACAGAAAGUGAAGCAGAGAAUGACUUUUACUAUGAAGGAGAUGAAAUUGGAAGCAGUGAACCAGAAGAUAAUAUAACUUCAAGUGAAGGUAGUGAAAAUGGCAGAUCUCGAAAUCAUGGGAUUUUGCCAUCUAAAGAAAAGGAUCCUCGAUCUACAAAACUAAGUUUCAGGAGGGGAAGAGUUAUUGACAUCCAUUCUGAGAGUAAUAGUCCGAGAAGGCUUAAAUUUAGGCGUGGAAGGCUGUUGGGGGAGAAUCAAAAGGCUGGAGAUGGCCUUAGGAAGAACUUCAAGAGAGGAAAAGAAGUUGACAGUGAAACCAAUACCACAGCUCAAGAAACUGUUGUUUUGAGGCACCAAGAUGUGCAAGGGAAAAAAGAUGCGCAGGGCUUGUUCAACAAUGUUAUUGAAGAAACCGCAAGUAAACUCGUGGAAACUCGAAAGAGCAAGGUUAAGGCCUUGGUUGGUGCAUUUGAAACUGUGAUCUCCCUGCAAGAUGGAAAACCUUCUCUCGAGUCUUGACAUUGUCAAUUAUGACUGAGAAGUUGAGCUUGACUUAAGUAUCUAACUGAUCUGCAUAGAGUGGUAGGAAAUAAAGCUCAGGUUGAAAAAGACUACAUGAACUUGGCCAGCUGAGACUGCAGUAGCCAUAGAAAUAGAUUGCUGUUUUUAUUGAUAGGAAGGUUUCUGUACACAGUUAGAUAGUGUUUGAUUUUGUUUAUCUUUUUCUGGGUAAUCUUCUGCUCCUUAAUAACCACUCGUUUAUACUGAAUUGGCAUUAUUGAUUUGUGAGUUGCACAUAAAAUAAGGGUAGGCUCAUGACUUCAUGUAUUUUUUAUUGACAGUUAUCUGCCAACUUUGCAUCUUUUAAUUGUAAGUCGUGACUUUCUUUGGUUGUGAAGGAUUGACACCUUUUUUUCA
Molecule: messenger RNA, 3099 nt
Organism: Cucumis sativus (cucumber)
Lineage: Eukaryota; Viridiplantae; Streptophyta; Magnoliopsida; Cucurbitales; Cucurbitaceae
Exons: 2
Coding region: 637-2700 (687 amino acids)
Molecular function (GO): calmodulin binding
Source: RefSeq, a predicted model, not a curated record